GAACAGGCUCUCUGAUGUUCUUCAGCUGUUGGAGGUUGAUCUAUUUUCUUGCCUCUUGGCAAUGAAGGAUUGGAACCCACAUGACAAAUGAGUAAAAUUCUCCAGUCUCAGCUGGGAGUCUGAAAAGAUGCAGCGAAGACAGAGUUCUAAGACCCCAAAGCGGCCUCUGCAAAUUCAUCAUAAAAAUCAAACUGAUCUCUCUGCAUGGCGAAAAGGAGGGAGAACUGACCCUGAAAAAAGUGUCCAGAAUCAUCAAUCUCCUACCAAUCAGAAAAGUGACAGCAAGCAAGACUCCCUUGAGCAAGCUUUGAGCUACUUUGAGAAAAUUCAAGACCAUGUUUCACUGAAGAAGAACAAUGUUAUGCAGAAACACUUGACUACUGUGGAAAGCAUUGCUCUGCAAAGAGGGUUACCCCCUGAAGCAUUUGAUGUAUUGCUAAACGUGGCACUCAGUGGCAAACUUGCUGAUACAGUGAAUACUCGUUUACUGAAGAGCCUGGUUCCAGCCUCAGUAAUACCAGAAACUUCUGUGGUUUCAUCUGUAUCUUGGCUCUGUGUCAGCAAAUGCUCAGGCAACAUCCAGCUGCUUUUUUUAAGAUGGCUGAUCACAGUGUUUGACUUCAUUGAUCACAAGGAACAACUUCAUGCCCUCUAUGGUUUCUUCUUUUCCUUCCUACAAGAUGAGAAGAUGUGCCCUUAUGUCUGCCACCUGCUCUACCUGCUGACCAGGAAAGAAAAUGUCAAGCCUUUUCGGAUUAGGAGACUGCUUGACCUCCAAGCAAAAAUGGGAAUGCAGUCUCAUCUGCAGGCUCUACUAUCACUUUACAAACUCUUCUGUCCUGAGCUGGUGACCAUAACCCUUCCUGGGAAAAUGAAGACUUACCUCAAGAAUUAUGAGGGCCCAUGGAAAGCAGCAAUCAACGCAAUAAGGCGAAGAAACCAGGAAAACUCUCCAGUGUUGCAGCCACUGUUUUUAGGCACAGCUCAACCUCAGUCACGGAAGAGGAAAUGGAAUACCCAGUUGAUUAUACCUGCAAGCAGUACAAACAAAAAUAAUUUAGAAGAGGACAGGGAAAAGAACCGUGUUGAUUUGUACAGUACAAAUGAAUCUCUUCCAGUGGAGCAGCUGCAGACCUUUUCUCAGCUCCUACAAAAUAUCCACCGUCUAGAGUUUCCUUCCCAGAUGGGUUCAGUGCUAACAAACCCUUUAUUGCUUCACUACAUGAAUUGCACCAAAGAUGAAUCUAUUUACCUGAGGCUCUACUAUUGGAUGGGCCAGACUCUUCAGGAAGAAUGCACCUGGUGUGUGGCUGAUAAUAACCAAUAUGAAGAAGAAUUCAAGGACUUCCUGGAAACUGUCUACAAGACGGAGUGUUUCUUGCAGGAGGGAUUUUCUUCCUGUGAAGAGUUCCUGUAUAAGAGCCUUCCUCUCUGGGAUGGCUUCUGCUGCCGAUCACAAAUUCUCAGACUUGUGAGUUGGAUCCCCCUCAGCAGCUUCUCUGAAAUGAAGUCACAUCUCUAUGAUCCCCUGGCACAGCUCUUUUUCACAUCAUCCCUUUACUUUAAGUGCAGUGUUCUUGAGAGCCUGAAAGAGCUGUUACAGAACUGGUUAAAUUGGCAUGUGAUUCAUCUGGAUUCAGAGUCUGACUCUCAAGUCCAUUCUUUGAAUACCACUCUUUCUGGACUAGUGAACGUGGUGGCUGAACUGAUCCAUUUUGUCGGAUGGAUCUCUACUGUUGCAUUGCGUUUGGAAAACAAUCCUACUUUCUUGCUGUACUUCAUCCUGGAUUUCUAUGAGACUGUGUGUGAUAUGUAUCUGAGGUACAAUCUGCCUUUGUUGAUAAUGCCUCCUGCUGGAGUUUUCUACCCAGCGCUUCUCAGCAUGGAUUCUGUCAGCUUGAAUCAGCUCUGCUACAUUAUGUACAGGUAUCGAACCAACUUGGUGGCUGCAAAAGAAAAUGAGCUGAGUAAAACGAAAAUACUGCAAUUCAAGUUCAGUAGCCAGACAUACCAAGAGUACAACCAGUACAUAAUAGCUAUGGUGGGUUGUCUGUGGACAUCCAGUGUUUUCCAGAAGGAUAUUCAUCCUCAAGGUCUUCGUAUGGAUGAUGAACUGCUGAAGAAAACCACAGUGCAGGAAUUCAAAACCAGCUUUAACAUUGUCUACCACCCAGCCAUGAUGGGCUAUGCUGUCCUCUUCCUGCAGCAGGCUUGGCCAGAUGAUACCACCUUCAACUUCAGUUUAAUUAAGUAUCUGGAAUAUCUCUAUGCACAAGGUUUAAAGGGCCUCAAGGUCUUUAUUGAAAGCAGCAUCAAUCGUGUUUCCCAGGCCUCUCACAGUAAAGCAGGGAAUGUGCAAGUGUGA
Messenger RNA from Pygoscelis adeliae (Adelie penguin), 2365 nucleotides. RefSeq names its product centromere protein I (gene CENPI). Bases 128 to 2365 code for a protein of 745 amino acids. The transcript is spliced from 20 exons. Gene Ontology annotation, cellular component: kinetochore. The record is from RefSeq and is a predicted model, not a curated record. Lineage: Eukaryota; Metazoa; Chordata; Aves; Sphenisciformes; Spheniscidae.